Musa acuminata AAA Group (dessert banana) is the source of this 2533-nucleotide messenger RNA. Its product is annotated as protein SMALL AUXIN UP-REGULATED RNA 12-like. The coding region runs from base 1759 to 2223 and encodes 154 amino acids. Gene Ontology annotation, biological process: response to auxin. The record is from RefSeq and is a predicted model, not a curated record. The transcript is spliced from 2 exons. Lineage: Eukaryota; Viridiplantae; Streptophyta; Magnoliopsida; Zingiberales; Musaceae.
GUAUGAAUUGACACGUGGACGGACCAUUCCCUGUUGGCGAGAGAGGGGGCGUAAGCAUCAUUGUUGGGGGCAAAACUGUCAUUCUAGUUUCGACUAUAAACAGGCCCUUCUUUUUCUCCUCCCUUUCCUCUCCUCGCUCUUCUCUGUUUCUCUCGACAGCCCUUCGUUUCCUUCCGCAAUGGCAGCAUCUCCUCCCUGUUCGUGAACGCCUCUCCAUCUGCGAUGCCUCGGAAGGUGAUCUCCGUCCCAAGCACGCAAUCCUAUCUUGAAUCUUUUUCCUCUUUAUGAUCCCAUGAUUAAACAAUUUCUGGCUCUGAUCUUAAAAAAGAUGUUUUUGGUCUCUUUGUUUCCACAUUGAUUCGGUGCUAUUCCAAUCCAAUUCUUUACGCAAUAGAGAUUCUUAUUUCCUGUUGGAAAUUGAUAUGUUGAUGGUCGUAUUUCAUGACUUUCUGGCGGAACAUCUGCUUGUUUUGGUUUACCUUAUGAGCCAACAUGACAUUGAUCGAAAAUGCCAAGUUGGUACAGGCACUACAUACAUUUCCCUUUAAAUUAAUUGUUCUUAUGUUUCUUUGAUGCAAUCAUGACGUUCUUGUAAUGUGGCAAUGUAAUAAGGAACCUGUGUGGAUGAUAGAACAUUCCGGCUGCAAUUUGAAGAAAAUAUUAGGGUGUUUAUUUGAGUAUGUUUUAUAUUAUUUUGAGAAAAGGUUAGGCUGUUGAUGCAUACCAAGAUACACAUAAUCUGAUUCGAUUAUAUUUAAGCCCUUUUUGCAAUUGGAAGCAAGAAACUACAAGACAUAAUCCUGGAUUGUCUGUAUUUGAUGCGUUCUUCUAUUUAAAGAAAUCAAGGAAGAAAAUUCCAACUGCAUUAUGCUCGUGCAAUGUGUACUGUCUAUAGGGCCCAUAAAUUCCAUGUUUUGGGCCAUUUUGGAAUAUGAUUAGUGAUACAGUGAUGCUAAUCACCACAUGCCUUCAUGUUUGUUCAAUCGCCAUAAGUUCUGAAGAUGUUUUUACUGCUUCAUACCAUGUGUCAUUGUUUUAAUCGUUUGAUGGGUGUCCCAAGCUGAGGGCUACCAUUGUUUUAAGCCUAAUCAUUUUGAUAGAUUCAGAAGAAACAUCACAAUAGCAUUCUUCUUCUUUUUUUUAAUUUGAAAAGCAUUUUCAUUCAAUUAAAUGAUAUAUGAUACUCACAUGUGGACUUGAGUCUGAAACCUAUCACUUGUGCAGUAAUAUACUAACCAACUUGGAUGCCUCAACAAAGACAUUCUUCUUCAGUUUAAAUUUGAAUUGUAUAUUUGUGGCAGCAGGCAGUGUGUUACAAUGUUGUGCUCCUUCCCAUCAAGCCAUGGAUUAAGCAGUUCAAUAUUUCCUUGAUCUGCAUCGUCAUUGUACCAAUUGAUAGAGAUUCAUCACCAGUCUAAAACGAAGUUUUAUUAGGUUAAGAAUACAUUGGUACUACAUAAAGGCCUUAUUUCUUUGAUUUGAGUAUGAUAAUAUUUUUAGAAGCUGAAACUUAAUUAAACAUUGUGCCAGGUGAAAUUUGAUCAAAUCUGUGCUUUUUAAAACUUUGCAUUUGAUUUUAUUAGCAUUCAGGCAUUGGACUCCAUCUUGGUGUUAUUUAUUUUGCUUCCCAAUAAUUAACCAAAGUUUUGUCUUGUACAGUCAGAAGAACUAUGAAUUCUUGUGAUCACUGAUUCUUGGUGUGCCUGAUUCAUCACUGUUGGUACUCUGUGUGUCCAUUGCUUGUUAAGUCCUCCCACCAUGAGCGACGAAAGUGUGAAGAUGACAGGGAUCUGGCAGAUAGUAAGACUCAGAGAGAUGCUGCAUAAAUGGCAAUUGGUUGCCCUCAGUAAAAAGGAGGAGCAACCAUGUUCAUCUGGUAUUCCCCCUUCUGUCGACAAGCGCCUAAAGAAUGUGUUGUCCCAAUGUGACUCAGAUGAAGAGAGCUGCCAAAGCCCGCAACCCCCACCUGAUGUCCCCAAGGGUCACUGCCCGGUCUACAUAGGACCAGAGCAGCGGAGGUUCGUCAUACCGACAAGUUACCUGAGCCUUCCAGUGUUUAAACUGCUCCUAGAGAAGGCUGAGGAGGAGUUUGGAUUUGAUCAUCGGGGCGCGCUCAUGAUCCCUUGUGAGGUGGAAACUUUCAAGUAUAUUCUCCUCUGCAUGGAAAGAUAUAAAAAGGGCCUCAUUGAUGAUGAAGGAAAUCCAACAGGCUUAGAGGAAUAGUACUACUUGGACUUGUUUGCAUUCUGCAGUGUGGAAGGCCUGAUUCAUUUACAGCUAAGUGGUUGCCUUCUGAUCAAAGAUAGAGAUUUCGUUUUUGCUAAGACAAAUUUGUUGGAAUCCUAUGUACUCAGUGUAUUGCGUGUAAGGAUUUGAGGUUCAACCCUUUCUGUUUUCCUUCUUCUUCCCUUCUUUUCCUUAUGAAUCAAUGGGUUUGCUGUACUGGUUCUUUACAGUCUCGAGAAAUGAUUCUGUUAACAUGUGACUAUUGUGAUCCUUGGUUUCGAUUAAUCCACUUUUGUUGGUUAUUACA